AUGGAUUUAUCCUUAGAAUUUAACUAUAUCGUGAAGAUUUUACAAACAUCGUUUUGCUUUCACCGUUCAAUCCAUUUUUCGCAUAUUGCUUUUCUUCCCAUUUUCCAUUUUUCUUCCCAUUUUGCCUUUUCUUCCCAUUUUCAUUUUUCUUCCCAUUUUCCUUUUUCUUCGAACUUUUUCUUUUUCUUCCCAUUUCCCCUUUUCUUCCCAUGUUGUUUUUUCUUUCCAUUUUCUUCGCAUUUUCCUUUUUCUUCCCAUUUUCCUUAUUCUUCGCAUUUUCCCUUUUCUUCCCAUUUUGCUUUUUCUUCCCGUUUUCCUUUUUUUUCCAUUUUGCUUUUUCUUCACAUUAACUUAUUUCUUCGCAUUUUCCAGUUUCUUCCCAUUUUCCUGUUUAUUCCUAUUUUCCAUGUUCUUCCCAUUUUCCUUUUUCUUUGCAUUUUUCAUUUUCUUCUCAUUUUCCAUUUCUUUCCCAUUUCCCUUUUUCUCCCCAUUUUGCUUUUUCUUCCCACUUUCAUUUUUCUUCCCACUUUGCUUUUUCUUCCCAUUUUACUUUUUCCUUCCCAUUUUCUAUUUUUUUACAUUUUUCUUUUUCUUCCCAUUUUCCUUCUUCCUUCCCAUUUUCCAUUUUCUUCCCAUUUCCCUUUUACUUCCCAUUUUCCAUUUUCUUCCCAUUUUCCUUUUUCUUCGCAUUUUCCAUUUUCUUCACGUCUUCAUUUAUCUUCCUAUUUUCCUUUUUCUCCCCAUUUUCGAUUCUCUUCACAUUUUCCUUUUUCUUCUCAUUUUGGUUUUUCUUCCCAUUUACAUUUUUCCCAUUUUUCUUUUUCUUCCCAUUUUCCCUUUUCUUUCCAUUUUCCUUUUUCUUCCCAUUUUCAUUUUUCUUUACUUGUUGCUUUUUCUUCGUAUGUUGUUUUUAUUUGUACAUUUCUUUUUUCUUCGCAUUUUUUCUUUUUCUUCCCAUUUUCCUCGUUUCGCAUUUUCCUUUUUCUUUUAUUUUCCUUUUGCUUCGCAUGUUGCUUUUUCUUCGCAUGUUGUUUUUUCUUUCUAUAUUCCUUUUUUCUUCACAUUUUUCUUCCAUGUUACUUGUUUCUUCUCAUGUUUCUUUUUCUUCUCAUUUUCUUUUUCGUUCUUAUUUUCCUUUUUCUUCGCAUUUUCAUUUCUCUUCCCAUUUUCCUUUUUCUUGGCCUAUUCCUUCUUCUUUGCAUUUCCCUUUUUCUUUGCAUUUUCAUUUUUUACUUUAAAUUUUCGUUUUCUUCGCAAGUUACUUUUUCUUCACAUAUUCCUUUUUCUUCGCAUGUUACUUUUUCUUCCCAUUUUCAUUUUUCUUCGCAUUUUCUUUUUUUCUCCUCAUUUUUCCUUUUCUUCCCAUUUUCCUUUUUCUUCGCAUUUAAUUUUUCUUUGCAUUUUUCCUUUUUCUUCGCAUUUUUUUCUCUGCAUUUUCCUUUUUGUUCGAUUUUCGCUUUUCCUCCCAUUUUCUUUUUCUUCCCGUUUUCCUUUUUCUUCGCAUUUUCGUUUUUCUUUGCAUUUUUCCUUGUUAUUGGCAUUUUUUCUUUGCAUUUUCCUUUUUGUACGAUUUCCGCUUUUCCUCCCAUUUUCUUUUUUUCUUCCCAUUUCCCUUUUUCUUCAUGUUUUUCUUUUUCAUCACAUUUUCCUUUUUCUUGGCAUUUUCUUUUUUCUUCCUGUUUUUCCUUUUUCUUCUCAUUUGCCAUAGAAACUAGUCUUUAA
This is a messenger RNA of Acanthosepion pharaonis, 1722 nucleotides long. The record is from the annotation of a GenBank genome assembly. Lineage: Eukaryota; Metazoa; Mollusca; Cephalopoda; Sepiida; Sepiidae.